AUGGUCCGCAUCACCGCCCUCUUCACCCUGGCCUUCGCCGCCCUCGCUCUGGCUACCACCAACACCCAGUGCCAGAACAAGUUCGACACCUGCCGCAGCUCUGGCGACCCCAACGAGGCCCAGUGUGCUGCCGAGCACGCUGCCUGCUGCUCCGACGCCUUUGACACCUGCCGCAGCUCCGGUGACCCCAACGAGGCUCAGUGCGCUGCUGACAACGCUGCCUGCAAGGGCCAGAAAUAA
Molecule: messenger RNA, 240 nt
Organism: Penicillium cosmopolitanum
Lineage: Eukaryota; Fungi; Ascomycota; Eurotiomycetes; Eurotiales; Aspergillaceae
Exons: 1
Coding region: 1-240 (79 amino acids)
Source: RefSeq, a predicted model, not a curated record